AUGCCGAAUAACUCACAAGCCACCAAUGUGAAGACUCCCAAAUUACGCACAAAGACAUUCACGGGCUGCUGGACCUGCCGGGCCCGCAGGGUCAAGUGCGAUGACGAGCGGCCCCAUUGUCGUCGCUGUCGCCGAAGCGGCUGGCAGUGUCAGGGGUAUGGCGUGCGUCUGGGAUGGUCUCAAACACCGGGGACUCGAUCCCAACGGCGGCAAAUAUGGCAGUCUGCUCCACAAUCGGCGCACGAUUUAUCCUCGGCGGCUGUGACGGCCCUCUUAGCAGAGCUGGAUGAAUGGUCUGGUGAUGGCUCGUCGCAGCAACGUGGGCCUUUCACGGUGUUCUCCACGUCUAGCCCUAAAUCGGAUGAACCAGUAUCUACGGAAGCUACGGACAGAAAUAGUUCGAAUCCAUCGCCGUCGCAUACUACGGAGAGUUCAGACGAUGCUAUUGAUCGAUGCAUUUCCAUCCCGGUCAUGCCGACUCAGUCGACUAGUUGCAGUGAAUCCAGCUCUGAGAAAUGGCCCUCGCCCAUGCCGUCCGAUUCUCCCAGUUCAAGUGACAACGAUCGGGCGGAGGGGGUUUCGCUAGCCGAUUGCCAAAAUUCUCGCGUGGACCAUCCUCUUGAUGAGAGUCAAUCCAAAGACCUUGUAUCGAUACCAUCAUUAUCGAGGAACAUACAUCUUUCGAUGGCCAUCAAUCCUGUACAACUCCCGAGGUCCGAAACAGAACUUGUUCACCACUGGGUGGUCUUUCUAAGUGGCAACAUGCUGUUGAUCGAUACUCCCGAUAACCCCUGCAGGACGAUCUUCAUGCCUAUGGCCCUCAAAGGCCUUGAUGCAGCACCAAAUGAGUCCAAUAUUCAUCUCUCUAUAUUCCACGCUAUAUGUGCCUCCUCCGCCUUCAGCCUUUUCCACCUGCGCCGAGAUCCCCGGUAUCAAUCUGUGGCCAUGUACCAUGACCAACUGGCUUUGCGUCAUUUGCGCCAGAACCUGCAACGAGCUAAACGGCUAGACGAGCCCACAUUAGCUGCUGUCCUGACUUGCAUUACCGCCGAAGCAAUGUCCGGACGGAGGAGUCGAUGGAGAACUCAUGUUGCUGGUGGACUUGGUCUGUUAGAGAACGAGGUCCAUGGAGGCUGGGUCCCGGGACCGAUUGCUUCUCGUCUGCUACAGAGCUAUCUGUCACUUUCCUCGCUUUGCAGUCUACCCCUAUCGACACAGCUGAUGUCGUUAUUGAAUGGGUCACCGGAUCUACGGCACUAUUUGGAACGAUCUCACGGUAUCACCGCACCCCUGGUCCAAUUCCUCGCACAUAUCACUUUCCUCGCGGAAUCAUACCACGAAAUAUCCACAGCCGAGCUGGAUCAUCUCGAGUUACAACUUUAUCUCAACUUCCCGUCCCUGUCGACACCCGAUGCCCCCGGGUCAAUCAUUAUCCAGCACGCGCUGAAUUCUUUCUACUAUGCCACUAUCAUCUACUUCCGUCGAACACUGCGUCAUGCGCCACUCUGUGAGAUCCAAGAUCUCGUCGAGAAAGCUGUUCAAGAGCUAGAGGCUGUUGACUCAUUGAGUAACGACAAAGGAGGCUGUGCCUAUAACUGGGCCAGCUUUGUAGUCGCUGCCGAAUGUCAACGGGAAGAUCUCCGUGCUCGCAUGCUGGCCUCAUUCGAUCGCAAGAUCCGCCAUGGCAUUCAAAAUAUCAAUAUCCUUGGCGAGAUCGUUCAAGAGCUUUGGCAGAGACGUGGGAAGAACCCGGAUAAGGAUAUCAACUGGCAAGAGAUUGCGAAAGAGGCGGACUUUGAUAUUAUGCUCGUAUAG
Molecule: messenger RNA, 1815 nt
Organism: Penicillium cataractarum
Lineage: Eukaryota; Fungi; Ascomycota; Eurotiomycetes; Eurotiales; Aspergillaceae
Product: Zn(II)2Cys6 transcription factor
Exons: 1
Coding region: 1-1815 (604 amino acids)
Biological process (GO): positive regulation of transcription by RNA polymerase II
Cellular component (GO): nucleus
Molecular function (GO): transcription cis-regulatory region binding; zinc ion binding; DNA-binding transcription factor activity, RNA polymerase II-specific
Source: RefSeq, a predicted model, not a curated record